CUCGUGAAACUUUCUUGGGCGAAAGUUAGGUUGAGAAGUGUUGAAAAAAACAAUUCCUUUCAUUCUUGUCAUGUCAGUUAUUUUAAUUCUAUAUUUAUUCAUAUAAACUGUGCGGAAACAGAUGAAAGAAUGCUGCGUUGUUAGCUUUACAUACCAAAAGAGAACAGUUAUACAUUCGAAAAUGCUUUGUAUUUAAUUUGAGAUUAAUACUAACACAAGCAAGCCUAGUAUUUGAAAAAAAUUGCUUAUGGCUGCACCUGCAGGGAAAAAAAAUAAACUAAAUUUGAAAAUUGCACCUUUGAAAUCACUGAACACAGUGGAAGAAAAUGAAGUUCCAAAGCCUGCUUAUGAUGCACCUCACAAAGAAGACGUUAUUGCUGAUUUAAAGCUUGGCGAUUUGAGUCUUGAAAAUUUAAGUGAAGACCAGAAGUCGCGUCUUGAAGAAUUUCUUCGUGAUAAACAAAAAAUAAAAAGUGAAUUAAAAGAUGAAGACUUUGAGCGGAUACAAGAAAUUGGUGCUGGAAAUGGUGGAGUUGUGCUUAAAGUGAAUCACAAACCAACAGGUCUAAUCAUGGCUAGAAAGCUUAUUCGACUUGAGAUAAAACCAGCAAUUCGAAACCAAAUAAUGAGAGAAUUAAAAGUAUUGCAUGAAUGUAAUUCUCCUUAUAUUGUUGGUUUUUAUGGAGCAUUCUACAAUGAUGGAGAAAUAUCUUUGUGUAUGGAAUACAUGGAUGGAGGUUCACUUGAUUUAAUUUUGAAAAAAGCACUUAGAAUACCUGAAAAUAUACUUGGCAUUAUUACCCUAGCAGUUUUAAAAGGACUAGCUUACUUGCGUGAAAAACAUUCCAUUAUUCACAGAGAUGUUAAGCCAUCAAACAUUUUGGUCAAUUCAUUGGGAGAAAUUAGACUCUGUGAUUUUGGUGUAAGUGGCCAGCUAAUUGAUUCAAUGGCCAACACAUUUGUUGGAACUCGAUCAUAUAUGUCACCAGAACGACUGCAGGGUACUCAUUAUUCCAUCCGCUCAGACAUUUGGAGUAUUGGAUUGAGCCUUGUAGAACUUGCAUUAGGACGAUAUCCUAUUCCUUGUCUUACAACAGAAGAUUUCAUACAGAUAUUCAUGAACCCUGAGAAAGGUACACAUGUUUUACCUCCUGGAGCAAAAGCUCCCCCUGGUGUUACUGAGACUAAAUCAAUGGCAAUUUUUGAACUCCUGGAUUACAUAGUAAAUGAGGAGCCACCUAAAUUACCAAGUCAGUAUUUUUCAAAUGAUUUUUGUGAUUUUGUCAAUAAAUGUUUAAAAAAGAAUCCUAACGAAAGACCAGAUGUAAAAGAACUAAUGGAACAUCCGUGGAUGCUCAAAGCUGAAGCAGAAAAGAAUACUAUCGAUUUUGCAGGUUGGGUAUCAAGUUUACUUUUGAAUGGAAACGUAGUUCAAACCAACGUGUAAAGUUUAAAUUCAAUGCUAUUUAAAUUUUAUUGUUCAUCUACUGACGGCAGCUCAAAAAUCUAUUAGUUGUCAAAAUGUUUUUGCAUAAUUAGUGACGAAGCAAAAUUCUAUUGAGCAACGGGUGGUAGACCAAAGUUCCGUUUGUUAAACAGUAGUUGAUUAAAUUUUAUUAUUCACAAUCAAAACCUCGACUGAUAACUGAAAUUUGAAAAGCUUUGCUUUUUCUAAUUUUUUUUUAAUUAAAAAUUUUCAAAUAUAAAAAUAAUUAUUUUUUUUGUUUGUAUAUAAGGUAUUAAUUUAAAAUAAAAACACAAGUUGUAA
This is a messenger RNA of Hydra vulgaris (swiftwater hydra), 1768 nucleotides long. RefSeq names its product dual specificity mitogen-activated protein kinase kinase 1. Gene Ontology annotation, molecular function: ATP binding; protein kinase activity. The record is from RefSeq and is a predicted model, not a curated record. Lineage: Eukaryota; Metazoa; Cnidaria; Hydrozoa; Anthoathecata; Hydridae. Gene Ontology annotation, biological process: protein phosphorylation.